Molecule: messenger RNA, 3091 nt
Organism: Balaenoptera ricei (Rice's whale)
Lineage: Eukaryota; Metazoa; Chordata; Mammalia; Artiodactyla; Balaenopteridae
Gene: GGPS1
Product: geranylgeranyl diphosphate synthase 1
Exons: 6
Coding region: 172-705 (177 amino acids)
Biological process (GO): isoprenoid biosynthetic process
Molecular function (GO): prenyltransferase activity
Source: RefSeq, a predicted model, not a curated record
AGGGUGGAGAGUGCUAUCGUGAAGUGAGGGGAGGGAUUCAUGUAGGCAUCCGGGGGAGCCUUGUUCUGAACUAUAAGGUGGGAAGUUGAUGCUGGGUACUGCUACUCCCGGACCCCCGGCGUGAAAGUUGUGAUAUCAUCCUCGAACCAUCAGCUUUGAAAUUAAAAAACAAUGGAGAAGACCCAAGAAACAGCCCAAAGAAUUCUUCUAGAACCUUACAAGUAUUUACUUCAGUUACCAGGUAAACAAGUGAGAACCAAACUUUCACAGGCGUUUAAUCAUUGGCUAAGAGUUCCAGAAGACAAGCUACAGAUUAUCAUUGAAGUGACGGAAAUGUUGCAUAAUGCCAGUUUACUCAUCGAUGAUAUUGAAGACAACUCAAAACUCCGUCGUGGCUUUCCAGUGGCACACAGCAUCUAUGGAAUUCCAUCUGUCAUCAAUUCUGCCAAUUAUGUAUAUUUUCUUGGCCUAGAGAAAGUCUUAACCCUUGAUCACCCAGAUGCAGUAAAGCUUUUUACCCGCCAGCUUUUAGAACUCCAUCAGGGACAAGGCCUGGAUAUCUACUGGAGGGAUAAUUACACUUGCCCCACUGAAGAAGAAUAUAAAGCAAUGGUGCUGCAGAAGACAGGAGGACUAUUUGGAUUAGCACCCCUGGAGCCGUCUUACAUCUUACGGCACAAGAGGUAUGAAAAAAAGAGACCCUGAUUUCUGUAUGAGAAGUGUCACUGACAUCCCAAAAUGAAAGGACUUCCCUGGUGAUGCAGUUGUUGACACUCCACCUGCCAAUGCAGGGGACACAGGUUCAAUCUCUGCUCCUGGAAGAUCCCACAUGCUGCGGAGCACCUAAGCCCGUGCACCACAACUACUGAAGCCCGUGCGCUUAGAGCCCGUGCUCCGCAACAAGAGAAGCCACCGCAAUGAGAAGCCCGCGCACCGCGACAAAGAGUAGCCCCCGUUCGCCGCAACUAGAGAAAGCCCACGCACAGCAACGAAGACCUGACACAGCCAAAAAUAAAUAAAUUUACAAAAAAAUUAAAAAUAAAUGAAAAUUGUCAAUCUAGCAUUCCCUCCUCCUCCUCCAUUCUUCUCCUGUUAAAUGUAAACUCUUCUAACUUUCCUCCCCUAUGCUUAUUUAGGUCUGCCUUUCAUCUCAAGAAAAGUUGUUUGUCCUCCUGCCCUAGACCAAACAAGCUCGCCUGUUUUUGAUUCCCUCUCUUUCUGCCUCUUGAGGGCCUUAUUUCAUUCCCUGCCUUAUAUCCUCAAGAUUUAUCCAUUGGCUCUGUUUUAAUCAGUACACUGAGAGGAAGAAAAGAGGGAAGAAAAUGUACAUUUGUGAAGGACCUAUUAGGUACCACCUGUUGUAUGUUUUUUUCUUCAGGCAUUUACUGAGCAGAGCCAGGACCUUGAAUACAGGUCAGAGCACUUUGCUCUUCUGUACUGUUGGCCUCCCAUUCUAAAUGCACACUUAAAUAUGUUUAAAAGUUUAGAAAGCACUGGUCUAUUGUAAUAAUGUACUAAGCAGCUUCCCUCCUAUAAUCUCUACCCACUCCAGUCUAUCCUUCACACUCCAACCAAAGUUGUCUUUCCAAAGAUCAAAUCUGAUUAUGUCAUUCCCAUGUUUUAAAUUCUCAGAAUCCUCAAUACUGCCACCUGUAAAUUCCUUGGCAGAGUAUGUAAGGCUUUCCAAAAUCUGAUCUCCAAACGACUUCAACCAUAUUUCCUGAUAUUUUACUCUCCCCACACACGUUAUACUCUGCCAGAAAAUAAUGUUCGUCAUUGCUGAGACACUAUUCUGUUUUUCAUUCAUUUCAUUUAGAAUACUUCUUGAGUGCCUAUAAGCUAAGUCCUUUGCUAGGCUUUGGAGAUAGAAGAGUGAUAGACACUAUCUCUUAGCCUUAUGUGAUUUUCCUGUAAUGGAGACUGGGAAGUAAGUAGCCAAUUAUUAAACAGUAUUGUUAGUGCUGUAAUCAGGGCCCCUAAUUUCUUGUUUACAUGCCUGCUUCUCCCAUUGGAUUAGAAACUCAUUAGGGGCAAGGACUGCGACUUACCCUCCUCUUCUCAGUAGCACUUAAUAAAUACUUGUGAAUGAAUAAAUCUACUUGAAACUAAUCUCCCACCUCUCAAGGGUUCCAUUAAAUAUAAUGUACGUGAAAAGAUAUCAUAAACUUCAAGUGUUAGCUUUUAUGUUAAUGUGGUUCUUCUACCUCUAAUUCUUUCUCUAAUGAUUCUUAAUGUUUUCCCUUCUGAAAGCAUUCUUAGACUGUUUACUUUCAAUUUUGUCCAUAAUUACCAUUGUAUCAAAACCCUGACCUCCUCAUAUUGAAGUCCUAUAUUUUAACUGUUCAUCUGAGUUUUCUGUUAUCAGCUUGAAAUCAACAUAUUUAAAACCAACUUAUACCUCCCUCCCUAUCCCUUUACCAAGCUAAAUAAUGGAAUGAAACCACUUCUACCCCCGCCUCUUCUAUCACCAUUGUCAUUCUUAAAGUGAUCCAGGAGUGUAUUUCUUACCCUUGCCUCCUAUCCAGUCCUCCCAAGUCCUAUAGACUUGUCCUUUGAGAUGUCUCUUAUCUGUCCCUUACUUUCCAUUUUCACUUCCUUUUCACUUUCACUAUGGCACUUAGAACAGCCUUUAUUGCCAUACAUGCAGGGCUGAUAUUUGGUGGAUGGAAUACAGAAAAGGACUCAUGAUAACGAACCCUACAAUAAUAUGAACUCAGAAUGCAAUUGGCAUUUGGCUCCUCAACCUCCCACCACCUCCAGUUGGCUAACUGCACAUUUGCUUUGGAUAUUUCAUUAAAUCUUGUAAUGAUGCAAUCUCAGCUUUUAUGUGAUUGACAAUAUUGGACCUUACAGUUGUGUGGCAUAAUUUUACUAUACUCUUGGUAAAGAUUAUAAUAGUACGUGCAGUAAGCAAAAAUCAGUAAUACAAAUUUCCAUAUUAACCCAUUAGUUAAAGUUAUUUGUGUAGAAUGUUUAAUGGGCAUCUUGUCAUAGAGAUAUCUGGGAAACAUUUGCAACACUACCUGCCUUGUCAUGCAUGUUGUUUAUAAAGCACUCUAUGCUUAAGGAGAAUGACCCAUUUAUUUUCUUU